Molecule: messenger RNA, 4031 nt
Organism: Micropterus dolomieu (smallmouth bass)
Lineage: Eukaryota; Metazoa; Chordata; Actinopteri; Centrarchiformes; Centrarchidae
Product: interleukin-6 receptor subunit beta
Exons: 15
Coding region: 127-2634 (835 amino acids)
Biological process (GO): cytokine-mediated signaling pathway
Cellular component (GO): external side of plasma membrane
Molecular function (GO): protein binding; cytokine receptor activity; acid phosphatase activity
Source: RefSeq, a predicted model, not a curated record
UUGUCUGAUGGCUUCCUCAUUAUUUAUACCAGAUGAGCGGUAACACUGUAGGUUUUUCAGAUAGCCGGUGUAGAAAGUGGAUGGAGGUUUUUAGCUGUUUUGAAUGCAUAAUUUUCACCAAUUAAGAUGGACAUUUGGUCUCCUACAUGGCACCUUGCUACCUGGGCAGUCAUGAACCUCCUCUGUGUUUUUUCUCAUGAAGUGACAGUGAGGUACUCUGAUCUGAAGCCAUGCAGAGAGGAUGAGCGAGUGUGUGUCACUGACCUCAGAGACUGUGCCCCUCGGCCACUUUCAUCUAUACAGAAGACCCUGAACAUGUCCUGUUACUACCAGAUAGAAUACAAAUCCAUGACAUGUGAGUGGAGUCAGGAGACAAACAGCCACACUAAUUCUUAUGUCUCGCUCAUCUUCGGCAGCAGGGAUAAAAUCAUCUCAUGUAAGGGAAUCUUCAACCCGGCAGCCGUCCUCAAUGUAACAGCGAGAAUGAGAAACUACAUCAUGGGGCGGGAGAUCUGGUCCAAACCUCACACUGUGGUUCUUUAUGAUGCAGUCAAACCCUCUCAGCCUGUAUUAACUGUACGUGGCUCCACUGAGGACUCUGUUGUUGUGUCUUGGAGAAGCAGUGAUGACGGCAGCUGUCGGCUUCGCUACAGAGUCAACAACACUCACACGUGGACCAAGGCUAUAGAUUCUGUCCCUGUACAUCAACAUCAGACACUGACCUACGUGAUCAAAGACCUGCUGCCCUUUACUGCCUACAGAGCUGCUGUGGCCUGCAGAGAGCAUUCUGGGAUCUGGAGCGACUGGAGCUCUGACGUCAGCGCAAGGACGCUGGACAGGGUGCCCUCCAGGCCUCCAGAGGUGUGUUACAGAGUGGAGAAAAACGACUCUGGUGGAUCUUUACUCCUUCAUCUCAUGUGGAAGGAUCUUGAGCUCCGUGAUGCCGGAGGUCAUAUCCUUGGAUACCAGGUAAGUUACAAGCCAGAGAAGAAGCAGCAGCUGCAAGACAGAUUACUUCAAAAUGUCACAGAGGUGAUGGCGCUCCUGGUAGUGGAGGAGGGGAACUACAGCGUCAAAGUCUCAGCCUUCAACAUGGCCGGCUACGGACCUGCUGCACGCCUCAGCGUUGACACACUAAGACUGAACACUCUCCCCUCUGUCAGAAACCUGUGGGUGUCCAGUUCUUUCCCGGCUAUGAAAGGUCUUCUGAUCCAAUGGGAGAACCCGCCCUCAGUCCUGCCUGUCAGUCAUUUUGCUGUCCAGUGGCACCCUGAGACUCGUCCAUCCUUCAGCCGCUGGACCACAGUGGACAGCUUUACCAACUCCACUGUCAUACAAGAUGUUGACCAUGAUGAAUCCUACCUGAUCAGAGUGAUCCCCGUCUACAACCAGCAGUGUGGACCCGCUCAGUCACUGCCUGCCAGUCUGCAGCAGGGAGCUCUGAUGGAGGCGAUAAACCUGAAUGUGGUGGGUGUGACCAAAACGACAGUGACAGUUGGCUGGGCGUGGCGAAAGGCGUCUGGACCAAUCAGAGUGAACAGAUACAGCGUGCUGCUGAAGAAAGACACCGAGAGACUAACAGCUCUGUCUUUGUGGCCAGACCAACAGCAGCACAAACUCCUCAACCUGAAACCCAACACUGAGUAUUCUCUUCUGCUUUUGGCUGAUAAUGUUUCCAGAAACAUCAUCUUUGUGAGAACACAUUUUGAUGAGGUACUAGUGGUGGCCACAGCGACUCCUCUGCUGCUGCUGGCUGUUACUGUGUUUGUCAUCUCCAUCCUGUCCAGGACUGUGUACAAGUCAUACUUCUUCCCGCUCAUCUCCAACCCUCAGAGCAGUACAACAGGCAAGUGGCUGAUGGACCCAAACCACCAGAAAACUGCAGAGAGAAACAUCCUGAACAUAGAGGACUUCCAGGUGGCGGACAUGCUCGGGGAGAGAAGCCCUAUCAUUGUCCGUCCUAACUCCCAGCCCUCCUCAGAAGAGGACCUACAUGAAGACACCUCUGUGCUGCUGAUCAGUCACCUCAUCGUCAGACUGUCGACCCUCGAACUGGACACAGAGUAUGUCUCUGACGCUCCAAUAACCACAGAGCAUCAACUAGCUUGUGCCCAGUCCUCCUGUCACCCUGACUACACAGUGAACUGCUGUCAUCCUGACACAGUUUUCAUAUCUGAGGAGAGCCGAGAGGCUGACGCUGCUCUGCUGCAUCAGACACAUGAAGCUAACAGCUGGUUUCCACAGAAAGAGAGCAGACAGGCUGACUUUUCAGAGACGUCACAUCAGAAAUUAACUGCUGUAAAAUGCUGUUUUCGUGAACUCACGGCUAACACAAACAGUCACUGUGCUUGUCAGAUGACCUGUGAGGCAGAAUAUGAAGUAAACUCUUCCUUUCUGGGGAAAAAAGAUGUUGAAACAGUGAGUGGACGGAGCAACUGUUCUUAUCUGAUCUGCGAGCCUACUUAUGUAGCAAACAGUUUGUUUACUGAAAAACCUGCAGACAGAACCACCAACUUCAGUACUCCAUGCUCGGUCAAUGGCACAGAUGGAAAAAUAAGAAGAGGCUACAGCCCAACCUGUGACGCCUCUUUCAGACGAGACGAGAUGAGUAAAAACAACAAUUGUGUGAGGUAGUAUGCAGAACGAAGAGUAACACAUAAUCCUACAAAGUAGCUAAUUAGAAUGCAACAGACUGUGAAUGUGAAUCAUCACAAUAUUGAGUUUCUUCUGGUAUCCUUGUCCUCUUGAUUUUUCACUCAAGUACGAUCAAAGAACAGAGUUACAAAACUCUGCAUAUUCAUCGUCAGGAAAAUACACAAAAUAAACUUUUCCACCAUUCUUCUUUACAGCAAAACUGUUGCUGCAAAUGCAUUAAACAUGUUGUGGGCAUCAGUGUAUUUGGUGGUAAAGUUCAGUUAGUUGAACUUUAGCCACAAAAGCUGGUUUUGGUGUGAAAGUGCUCAGUUUGCUUGUUAGCCACUAUAGCCAGUGUUAACAUUUUCAAUGUUUUCCAGGAAACAUUUAGCACUUUAUCACGCUAACGUUUGCAUAAUAACCCAUAAAAUGAAUGUUAGCUUGAUAGCAUGGUUAUUAUUAUUUUACCAUGGUCUAAUCAGUCCAAGACACAGGUGACCAAAACAUUCCUGGAUUCUGACAAGGACUUUUGUUGCAUGACAGCACAUACAAGGGGGGGAAAACAUGCAUACAGUUGUGUUGCCAUACUAAUGUUUACCAUGUUAACAUCCUUACUUUUACAACAGUGACAUGUUAGACAAAAUGCUGCCACAGACAAUGAGAAGUACUUAUAUUAAGCAAUUUAAUAUUUCCUGUUCAUUUCAGUUUAUGGAAAGGUUGUACAUCAGCGUCAACGAUCAGCCAUUUUGCUGUUUUGACUUUGGUGUAGUGAAAUUGUACAGGCAUCAUCCUGUCAACCCUCUCAAAGAGUACGGUCUAGAACUGCUCUACAUGAUAACUGCAGUGAGAUAACUUCUGUUAUGAAUUGGCACCAUAUAAAUAAAAUUUAAUCCAUUACCGCAUAGAUUAGCAGAAAAUCUGUUUUGCUCUUAUAAUCAAUUAAUGAAUCUUCUUAGCUAAGUGUACUGUAUUAGACUACACUUCAUAAAUACAGAUGGCUGACAUUUGAUUUGAGAAAGAAAUCCAUCCGACAAAGCUGAUGCCUGAAACUCUUUCCUGAAAAAGUUUGUCUAAUUGUAAAAAUGUCAUCAUGCUUCAACAUCAAAAUAGUUUCUUUUGUUACUGUAUAAUAGAAGGUUUAUUCUUUAAAUGUCUGUGGUGUUAUAAUUUAUCUGAACUCUGGAAAUGUAGCCACGGUCCACUUGGCUCAUAGAACUGUUUCUGUUAAUAGCUGAGUGAUGUAAAUACAGCUUGCAGAUAUUAAGCUUUCUGCAUUUGUCUGGUCUCUAACAGUAUGUACUUUCUCCAUUUCUUCCUAACCUUUACUUGUCUGUUAUUAGAUCCAUUGUCACACAGCAAGUUCCCAAGUGUAAAAUUAAACCUGAGAUCUGAACUGA